AUGGUUAUCACAUUGCCAGUUCGGGCUUCCCAGAGUCCAUCUCAACGAGAGAUUGUAUGGUAUAUCCUUUCAUGUCUUUUUGCCUGGCUAUUGUACAAGUUUUCUCUCCUGUGUCUCCCGACACCCUUUCACGACAUCCCACACAACGAAGGGACCACACGCACCAUCUUUGGAGAUCUGGCCAGCAUGUUGUCUGAAGUCUCGAAGUCGAACGAUAUAUUCACCUGGUUACUGAGACAGACACAAAAGGCAAAUUCGCCUCUCUACCAAGUGUUUAUUCGUCCAUUCGGCAGGCCCUCGAUUCUCCUGUCCGACUAUUGGGAGGCGACUGAUAUCGUCCUACACCGUUCUCGAGAAUUUGAUCGCACACCCUACACUGCUGACGUCUUCUCCGGGGUCUUACCCAACCACCACAUUCAUAUGCCGACUGGUCCUGAAUGGAAAGCACAUCGUCGGCUGUUGCAGGACCUGAUGACGCCGAACUUUCUCAAUAAUACUGCUGCACCCGCCAUAUAUGACAGAGCCCUGGAAUUGGUGGACCUCUGGGAUGCAAAGGCGCGGUUGGCUGCAGGCAGACCGUUUUUCGCGGCGGAAGACAUCCAUAACACUGCUCUAGAUGCGGUCCUCUCCUUCUCUUUCGGUGGUGCCUUUCCACACAGCGCGACCAGACCCCAGCUUGAGUUGUUGUCUACCCUGUAUAUGGAAGCCGUACACAGGAAUGACACUCCGCUUGACCGACCAGCCGAAUUUCCGCAAGCCAGUCCUCCCGACUGCAUCAAAGCUAUUCUUGAUAUUACAGGCGCGUUCGAAUACACGAAAUCGUCCAUUUUUCCACGGCUCAUGUGGUUCCUAGCCAGUAAAACGCCUCGUGUCCGCCAUGCCGUUCGAACCAAGGACAACUUCGUCCUGCGCGAGCUACAGGGAGCCACGCACCGCUUGGUUUGGAAGGAUUCUGACGCUGACCACACAUGGGCACAGUCUGCGGUAGACCUUAUUGUGGAUCGGGAAAGGAAGUACGCAGAGAGGGAGGGUAGAAGUCCAAAUUUCUUUGGAUCGGCCAUUCGAGACGAGGUUUUCGGCUUCGUCUUGGCUGGUCACGAUACUACGAGCACCACCAUCGCAUGGGGCAUCAAGCUGUUGGCGGAUAAUCCUGAUGCACAAACCAAUUUAAGGUUGGCACUUAAAAAUGCCUUGUUGGAGGCAGCUGCUUCUAACCGGCUACCGCUAUGCUCGGAAGUCAUACGUACUUCGAUUCCCUAUUUGGAUGCAACGAUCGAAGAGAUUCUGCGGUGUGCUCCGACUGUCCCUGCCGUCGACCGGGUGGCGUUGAAUGACACCGUGCUCCUGGGCCAUUCUAUUCCAAAAGGUACCUCGAUCUUUCUGAUGAACAAGGGAGCAAGCUUUUUCUCGCCACCCCAUGAGAUUGAAGACGAGAAGCGCAGCCCUUCUGCCCGAGCCGCCAAAAACAAGGGUCAUCAUGCUUGGGAUCCGGAGACGUUGGAUAUAUUCCUUCCUGAACGAUGGCUUGUCGCUUCAGAGGAACAAGCAAGUGCAGUGGGGACCGCAAACGUAGUGUUCGACCCCGCUGCUGGACCGGCCAUGCCAUUCGGAGGAGGUCCGCGAGGAUGCUGGGGCCGCCGACUAGCCUACCUGGAAAUGAGGUUGAUUUUUGCACUAAUGGUGUGGAGAUUUGAGUUGCUGGGAUGUCCAAAAGAGCUGUCGGGAUAUGAUGCUUUCGAUGGUCUUGUGCACAAGCCCAAAGACUGCUUUGUCCGGCUCAAGAGGAUUGAAUCAUAA
This is a messenger RNA of Aspergillus terreus NIH2624, 1797 nucleotides long. Its product is annotated as cytochrome P450. Lineage: Eukaryota; Fungi; Ascomycota; Eurotiomycetes; Eurotiales; Aspergillaceae. Gene Ontology annotation, molecular function: monooxygenase activity; heme binding; iron ion binding. Bases 1 to 1797 code for a protein of 598 amino acids. The transcript is spliced from 2 exons. The record is from RefSeq and is a predicted model, not a curated record.